AUGGGACCCAGCGCAAAUGCAUUCUCAGCCCAUGUUUACGGCCGGGCUGCCAAUAGCAUUCCCGUGGAAAAAGCUCUGCCUAAGGAUCUGUUGAAGUUGCAGCGUGUAGAGUUCCAUCACCUUGUUACCAUCACAGAAAUCAACACUGUAUAUGUUUCUAACAGCAUCCUCAACAUAAGAGCCUGCACAUUUGGCUCUCACUACUUUGUGGAGGUUGAUAUUGUUCUUCAUGUUGAUAUGCCUCUGCAAGUGGCUCACGACAUUGGAGAGUUGCUACAAGAGAAGCUCGAGCUGCUUGAUGAGAUCGAACGAGCUUUUGUGCAUCUUGAUUACGAGUAUACUCACAAACCCGAGCACCCUAGAUCCCACUGUUAG
This is a messenger RNA of Microthlaspi erraticum, 375 nucleotides long. NCBI's taxonomy places the organism in Eukaryota, Viridiplantae, Streptophyta, Magnoliopsida, Brassicales, Brassicaceae. The record is from the annotation of a GenBank genome assembly.